Molecule: messenger RNA, 291 nt
Organism: Arabis nemorensis
Lineage: Eukaryota; Viridiplantae; Streptophyta; Magnoliopsida; Brassicales; Brassicaceae
Source: the annotation of a GenBank genome assembly
AUGCUGGCCUCGGAAGAUAAUCCGUCAAAUGCGGCGGAGUGGGCCAUGGCGAAGAUGAUUAAUGAGCCAAGCAUCAUGCAAAAAACCGUGGAAGAGAUCGAUAGGAUAGUUGGAAAAUAUCGUUUUGUCCUUGAAUCCGACUUCCCAAAUCUCAACUACGUCAAGGCUUGUGUGAAAGAGGAUUUCCGGUUACACCCCGUGGCACCGUUCAACCUCCCUUACAUGUCGACUGCCAACGCAGUGGUGGAUGGUUACUUCAUCCCCAAAGGAAGUGUAACGGAAAGAGAUUAG